Lagopus muta (rock ptarmigan) is the source of this 696-nucleotide messenger RNA. Its product is annotated as protein MANBAL-like. Gene Ontology annotation, cellular component: membrane. Bases 439 to 696 code for a protein of 85 amino acids. The record is from RefSeq and is a predicted model, not a curated record. Lineage: Eukaryota; Metazoa; Chordata; Aves; Galliformes; Phasianidae. The transcript is spliced from 3 exons.
UUCAUAUUCUUGAGUUAGGCAUAGGUUACUUUUAGUCUUUUAGUGUUAGGCAUAGGUUCCUGUUCUUGAGUUAGGCAUAGGUUACUUGUAGUCUUUUAGUGUUAGGCAUAGGUUCCUGUUCAUACUUGACAGUUAGGGGUAGAUUGCUGGUGUCAAGUGGCAGUGAGCAGCGCUCACUCGGUAAGCACACGCCUGAUUGCUCAUGCGAAGACAUGAGUGCGAGUGCCGUGAGCACGGAGGCCCGAUGGCAUCUUGGAUGGACUGAAUUUGCAGCUUGUGACUUUUGUGUUGCAGACCGUCGAGGAGCAGAGUGUGAGUGGCUGCGCCGUUGUGUUGGGCCUCAGGAGAACAGUGUGUGCCUGUGUCUCGAGCAUCGUGCGUGGCCGUUGCCAGAAAGCAGCCUCCUGGAGAGCAGCAGAGCAGCAGGCUGUCUGCGCUAUGGCCGCUGAGCUGCAUUUCUCGCCCCCUGAGAUCCCUGAGCCCACGCUGAUGGAGAACGUGCUGCGCUACGGCCUCUUGUUUGGAGCCGUUUUCCAGCUUGUGUGCGUGUGGGCCAUAACCCUGCCAGUUCCCAAGUGCCCAGAGACAGACUCGGACGGCUUGGAGUCUAAGACUUGGGAGACGGUGAAGAAACCACAGGCAAGUGCUGCACAGCUAAGCAAGAAAGCCAAGAAGGAAAGCAAAAAGAAACGGUGA